AGACGUUCUUUUCUUCAUUACAAAAUAGACAGGAUAUUGUCGAGAAUGCAUUAAUAGUAUAUCCAUACAUUCCAUUGGCUUACAAUGAUAAUUACGUGUUUUUUAUAUCAUAAUGACGGAUUAAAGAGCAGACGUCUAUUCCAAAAUUGGACUACAUCAUUAAACAGCUUGUAGGUCUUGGUUAUACGAUUUUUUUUGGAUAGUUUGGAGAUUUGAGAGAAAAAGAAAAGGGAAUAGGCAUUUCUGUUGGCAAUUUCAGGUAAGAGUAUGAUGGAUGGAUUUGGAGAGAAAUGAGAUUUGGGAUAAACAGCAAUAUUUCUCGAACAGAAACAGAGGGAAAAUGGUCAAAGUGGAGCAAAGACCAAGGACAAAGCGACACGUGGCAGCAUGAAUAUGAAGGAUAGAGAGAAGGGAGGUGAGCCAUCAGAUGAGAUCCAUGUUUCUCUCCCCCCACAUUUCUCUCUCCUCCCUCUGCUUAUAAUUUGCUUCCUCAAACUAACCCCAAUGGAGUAACCAAACCACAACAUUAAUAACUCCACCAAACAAACAAAUCACUUCGUCCUUCAGAAAACAAUCCUCACAGCUACCUGUAUAACAACAAAGAAUAGCACCACAAGCAACACAGAAGACAGACUCUUGCAUUACAAGAUCGAGGUAAUCGAAAAUGUCGUGGCAGACCUACGUGGACGACCACUUGAUGUGUGACAUUGACGGCCAGGGACAGCAUCUCACCGCCGCUGCCAUCGUCGGUCUUGAUGGAAGUGUCUGGGCCAAGAGCUCUUCCUUCCCUCAGUUUAAGCCAGAGGAGAUGACUGGUAUCAACAAGGAUUUCGAGGAACCGGGUCACCUUGCUCCAACUGGCUUGCACCUUGGAGGCACAAAGUACAUGGUAAUCCAGGGAGAGCCUGGCGCUGUCAUUCGUGGCAAGAAGGGCUCUGGAGGAAUCACCAUAAAGAAAACUGGGCAAGCUCUAGUAUUCGGAAUCUACGAAGAACCAGUGACUCCAGGGCAGUGCAACAUGGUGGUUGAGAGGUUGGGCGAUUACCUCGUUGAUCAGGGCCUGUAGGCUAAUUAAUAUUAUACCAUGUUCAUCAUCUCCUAGUAUUUCAAUUUUGGAUUUUAUUUUUAUGUUUCUAUUAUUUUUGUUUCGGGGUUUUGGUUCCCAGUCUGCAUCUCCUUCAUCCAAAACCCUAAAAACUGGUGGUGAAGUUGGUGCAGACAAUAACCAUGUGACAAGGACUAAAAGCAGUUGUUUGGUGUUUGAAAUUGUUCAAAUUGCAUAAACUCUAUAUUUUUUUGUAUCCUUUUAUUCCCUCCCUAUUUUCGUUAAUUUCUUGUAGUUUUUCUUAAAGAAUCUCUACGCCUGGCAAAAGCUUGCCAGCACAUAUUUGCAUAGCUGGUUGUGAGUAUGUGAUUUGGUUUUUUUUUUUUUUUUUUUUUUUCUCAUGAAAAUUAUGAGAAUGUGCUCUCUACACGUUUAGUACAAUAAUGAAUCAAACAACUACUUGCAUAUAAAGAAGGACGUGUCCAUGGGAUGAGGGAAACUUAUCAACAACAGAAUUAUCAAUUUAAAGGUAUUUUAGUUAAUGAGAUAUAUGUUAACUUUUUCAUACGACAAUGCAUAAUAGACUUAAGAUAUCGUAGAUGUGACAUUUCGAUUGCAUGAAAGUUCUUUCUUAAUCAUUGAUGCACUUGUAAGCCACAUUGCUAGUUGGCAACCAUUGAUCUUCAAAUAAUACAUCCUCCCAUUUUGGUGUUUGAUUAAUGGUUUUGCUGGCAAGGGAAUACUUGUCAUCUUUUUUGUUUUAAUGGUGGGGAAAAUCUACCAUCGUGGAUUGCCAUUUUUUAAAAAGAAAUGAGAAGGACCUCAGAAUUGUAAGUUACUGCAUGUCCUCACGUAUCAUAGAGAAUAUCUCCAAAUCAAAAAAAAGAAAAAGGACUUCUUUGGGAAAGUGAUAGGACAGAAAUCUAAGUUAACUGUUAGGGUUAAGAAAAAGAAUCUGAUCUAGGUCGACACGGAGAGAUCUAAGAGGUGGAAGAGGGUGGUCGUUGAUGAAUGA
Messenger RNA from Pyrus x bretschneideri (Chinese white pear), 2060 nucleotides. Its product is annotated as profilin-2. The transcript is spliced from 3 exons. Gene Ontology annotation, molecular function: actin monomer binding. The record is from RefSeq and is a predicted model, not a curated record. NCBI's taxonomy places the organism in Eukaryota, Viridiplantae, Streptophyta, Magnoliopsida, Rosales, Rosaceae. Gene Ontology annotation, cellular component: cell cortex. The coding region runs from base 665 to 1066 and encodes 133 amino acids.